GAAAAAUUUGAACACCAAAAAAGCUUACCUCGUUUGAAGACGCGAUAAGAGAUUAGAGGGGAAAGCAGGAAGAAGCAGAGCGUGUGAGUGAGUGAGUGUCAACAAUGGACAUCAACGGUCUUAAAUCCCUUAACAUACCAAACCCUUCUCGUUUCCGCCCAAAGCUUCCCCUUGUUCGCCGAUUCACUUUUCUUCACUUCAGACCCAAACCCACCACUUUUCUCUCUCUUUCUUCGCCAUUCUGCUCUCUCAAUGCGAAUGGUGCCGCUGAGAUAAACAAGGAAGGAACUUUGCCUCGGGGUGUUGGAGAGGCCUUGAAUGGAGGAGCUUCACGUUCCAAGGUUCUUCAGGUUGUGCUUGUGUCCCCUCAGAUUCCUGGAAACACUGGAUGCAUUGCUAGAUCAUGUGCUGCAUCAGCUGUUGGAUUGCACUUAGUUGGGCCAUUAGGAUUUCAGGUGGAUGAUUCCAAAUUAAAACGUGCUGGACUGGAUUAUUGGCCAUAUGUGGUUGUUAAAGUUCAUGACACUUGGGCAAGUUUUCGUGAUUAUUUCAGGCAACAGGAAGGACAAAAGCGGCUUCUAGCAUUUACAAAGAGAGGAACAAAAGUUCAUUCUGAAUUUUCCUACAGAAAAGGUGAUUAUCUUUUGUUCGGUUCGGAAACCAGUGGACUGCCACCUGAAGCGUUGCUAGAUUGCAAAACUGAACCAUUUGGCGGGGGAACUAUUCGGAUCCCAAUGGUUGAAACUUAUGUCAGAUGUUUGAAUCUUUCUGUAAGUGUUGGCAUAGCUUUGUAUGAAGCUUCACGACAACUAAACUAUGAGAAUCUUCAGCUAGCUUCAGAAAGCUGUAUGGAUACUGAGGAAUCAUUUAUUACUGAAGACAUUUUUGCUUGAUAAUGUACUUAUUCAUAUAUUUAUUUUAACAUAGGUAGGAACAUUCCUUUGGAAUUUACUUAUAAUUAAUUCUAGUUGUGUCUCCUUGGCUAGGUACAUAUUUUUAGUUUAUUGAGGUGGAGAAUGUGUCCCGUUCCCAAAUUCAAUAGUGAAGUGGAAAGUUGGGACUCAGAGUAGUCCCACAUAAGUACCCAAAUUCCACACACAAAGAACUAUAAUUUUUAAUAUUUUGAUCCUGUAGAGAAUUAUAGCAACGCUGUUCUGUAUGUUUAAAUAUCUCUGCCCUUGCCAUUUAUUAUUAUGGAAAUGUUCACUUUUCCAACUUCAAA
Arachis stenosperma is the source of this 1222-nucleotide messenger RNA. RefSeq lists its product as uncharacterized. Gene Ontology annotation, biological process: wobble position cytosine ribose methylation; wobble position uridine ribose methylation. The transcript has 7 exons. Gene Ontology annotation, molecular function: RNA methyltransferase activity; RNA binding. The coding region runs from base 105 to 893 and encodes 262 amino acids. The record is from RefSeq and is a predicted model, not a curated record. NCBI's taxonomy places the organism in Eukaryota, Viridiplantae, Streptophyta, Magnoliopsida, Fabales, Fabaceae.